ACCACAUCUGAGAAGCCAGCGACCGGCCCACCGAGUACGAUGACAGCGCUCUCUACAUCCAGCGCCACCAAGCUCGAUAGCAUCAACACCCAAAUCCCAGCAGAUGAUGGCUAUCCCCAUGGCGCGCGCUUAGCUGUCAUUGUUGUUUCGCUUAUGCUGGGCAUGUUCCUCGUGUCACUUGAUAAUACCAUCCUUGGCACGGCUAUUCCCAAGAUCAGCGAUGAAUUUCAUGAUUUGAAUAAAGUCGCCUGGUACGGAGCGGUAUACUUCAUGACAUUCGGUGGUGGGUUCCAGUCGACUUGGGGAAAGCUCUAUAAAUACUUUCCCCUCAAACUUUGGUUUCUGGUCGCCUUGUUUACAUUCGAGCUGGGAAGUCUCCUCUGCGCAGUCGCGCCCAACCCUAUCACUUUGAUUGUCGGCCGGGCGAUUGCAGGCUUGGGCGGUUCAGGUGUGACGGUGGGUGUGUUCACUAUUCUCGGAUUCGCAGCAGCCCCAGAGAAGCGUCCGCAGUUGCUGGGUUUUACGGGCGCCACGUACGGAAUCGCGGCGGUUCUGGGUCCGCUUAUCGGUGGUGCUUUUACAGACAAGUGCUUCUAUAUCAACCUACCCAUUGGGGGGCUAGCGGCAGCGGUUAUUCUCAUUUUCUUCCAAGCCCCCGCCAGUGCAAACCCCAUGUCCGCCCCCUUGAAGGAAAAGUUGUUGCACAUGGACUUCAUAGGGGCUGUACUAGUGAUGGGUUUGAUCAUCUCGUACAUUCUUGCGCUCCAAUAUGGUGGCCAAACUCAUCCAUGGAACAGUAGCGUCGUCAUUGGUUUGCUUGUCGGCUUCGUCCUUAUGCUUGCGACAUUUAUCGCAUGGGAAGUCUUGCAGGGGGAAUACGCCAUGAUAGUUCCACGGCUGUUCCUGAAGCGCUACGUCUGCGUGGGAUCCAUCUUCAUGUUCUUCUUUGGUGGCGCAUACUUCACGAUCCUGUAUUACCUUCCCAUCUACUUUCAGAGCGUCUACAACAGCAGUCCGAUUGGAUCUGGAGUUAAAAUGCUUGCCUUCAUCAUUCCACUCACAAUCGCCGCGAUUGUCCUAGGUGUUGCAUUGUCGAAGAUUGGCAUAGUACCUCUUUUCUGGAUCAUCGGAGGAGCGAUAGGAACCAUAGGUUGUGGAUUAUUUUACACAAUGGACACGAAUACUUCUACCGGCAAGUGGAUUGGGUAUCAGAUCCUGGUGGGCUUUGCCACUGGAGGGACAUUUCAAGUGGCUCUAUCCAACGCGCAGGUGCAUGCUGCACCGGAGGAUAUGUCGCAGGUGUCAUCCAUUGUCAACUUCUUUACGACAGUGGGCGGUUCUUUCUUCCUCUCUGCCGCACAGUCCGCGUUCAACAAUCAGCUGCUCAAUUACAUUACCGUCAAGCUCCCCGAGAUUGAUCCAUCGACUGUGCUGGGUAUUGGGGCGACGCAGAUUCGACAAGCGUUCACACUUUCGCAGGUGCCCAUUGUGAUUGAUGGGUAUGUGGUGGGGUUGAAAGUCGUCUUUGCCAUCACCGUGGCUGCCUUUGGAGCGUCCACGAUUAUUGGCUUCUUUGGGAGCUGGAAGCGACUUCAUGAAGAUUCUUUGAAGAAGGUUGCUGGAGGGGCAGCAUAGUGGUUCUUUCCGGUUGUUGUUUGGUUUACUUUGGAUGCAAACCGCCGGCUGCACAACCCAGGUACUUCAAAAAUAUAUAUCCUCGAGAAUGGGUGGGGUGUUGCCUGCUUCAACAGACAACAGGCAGGUCAGUUUCCGGGAGAUGCGGGAGUCCGUGCGCGCCAAGGGCAGAAUGACUAAUUCUAGGCAAUUGUGCCUCAGGCCACGAGUCUAGUAUUUGUGCUGUAUUUCGG
Molecule: messenger RNA, 1868 nt
Organism: Aspergillus saccharolyticus JOP 1030-1
Lineage: Eukaryota; Fungi; Ascomycota; Eurotiomycetes; Eurotiales; Aspergillaceae
Product: MDR family MFS transporter
Exons: 6
Coding region: 40-1635 (531 amino acids)
Biological process (GO): transmembrane transport
Molecular function (GO): transmembrane transporter activity
Source: RefSeq, a predicted model, not a curated record